Messenger RNA from Ascochyta rabiei, 783 nucleotides. RefSeq names its product H(+)-transporting V1 sector ATPase subunit D. The record is from RefSeq and is a predicted model, not a curated record. Gene Ontology annotation, cellular component: fungal-type vacuole membrane; vacuolar proton-transporting V-type ATPase complex. NCBI's taxonomy places the organism in Eukaryota, Fungi, Ascomycota, Dothideomycetes, Pleosporales, Didymellaceae. Gene Ontology annotation, biological process: vacuolar acidification. The transcript has 5 exons. Gene Ontology annotation, molecular function: proton-transporting ATPase activity, rotational mechanism. Bases 1 to 783 code for a protein of 260 amino acids.
AUGUCUGGCAGCGGGGCACGAGAGGCCGUCUUCCCCACGCGCCAGUCGCUGGGCCUGAUGAAGACGAAGCUCAAGGGCGCCCAGCAGGGACACGACCUGCUCAAGCGCAAGAGCGAAGCCCUGACCAAACGUUUCCGAGAAAUCACCCGCCGCAUCGACGAGGCCAAGCGCAAAAUGGGCAGGGUCAUGCAGGUCGCCGCCUUCUCCCUCGCCGAAGUCUCGUACGCCGUCGGCGGUGACAUUGGCUACCAGAUCCAGGAGUCGGCCAAGCAGGCCCGCUUCCGCGUCCGCACCAAGCAAGAAAACGUCUCGGGCGUCCUCCUGCCCCGCUUCGAGAGCUACACCGUCGAGGCCAACAACGACUUCGCACUGACCGGCCUGGGCAAGGGCGGCCAGCAGAUCCAGAGGUGUCGAGAGACGUAUGCCCGCGCCGUCGAGACACUGGUCGAGCUGGCCAGUCUGCAGACGGCCUUUGUCAUCCUCGACGAGGUCAUCAAGGUGGUCAACCGCCGUGUCAACGCCAUUGAGCACGUCAUCAUCCCCCGAACCGAGAAUACGAUCAAGUACAUCGACUCGGAGCUCGACGAGCUGGACCGCGAGGAGCACUACCGCCUGAAGAAGGUGUCGGCCAAGAAGAAGGGAGACGCCGCCGUCGAAGAGGCCAUCAGACAGAAGAAGAAGGCCGCCGAGGCUGCCAACCAAGAGCCGGCCAAGGCAGCAGACGACGCCUCGGGCAGCAAAGACCUGUUUGGUGACGAAGACAACCAGGACGUCAUUUUCUAG